AAAUUCGUCGGCAAAAAAUAAAUGAUUGGGAGAAAAAAAUGCGUAUUCCAGGUGCUCGAGUACAAGAUGUAGCAGAGUUAGAAAAAAUUCUCAAGCGACCAAUUACAUUACUGGAUAUUACACAUGGCACUAUUUUUAAUAGCAAAAAAUAUCGAUCAGGUAAGUAUGAAGAAAUAGAAAUGGUAGUUCAUAAUGGGCAUACAUUCCCUCGAAAUCAUCAUUUUCCAAAGGAUCGAAUGGUUGAAUAUUAUAAAGACGAUACUUGGGAAGCUAUCAAUAAUGCCCUUCAAGGUCCUCAAGCAAUCUGGCUUAUGGGAGUAGGAGAUGAAAACCAAAGAGUUUCUCAAUUUGUUUUAGAAGACGGCCGUGCAUUUAGGACAUGGAUAAAGCAUACAGAUAUUAUAAAAGCAUGUAAGGAAUUAUUUAAAGACGCGGUAAACUGGCAAUUUCAUGAAAAUAUAAUUAAUGAAGAAAAAAAAUCGAUUCUUUUAAAGUCUCUCAAAGUAGUUGACUUAGCAGAGCAAGUAUUUGGUGCAAACCAUGCUGGAAGUCGACUUGCCAAUGAAAUCAAUGAAUGGCGUCCAAUAUCUGGAAAAAUAAAUGAUGUUAUAAGACAAGCUUGUGUUGAGCAUGGGCAUGGUGGACGCUGGAAUGCACCCAGUUAUCACAUUAAUAAUGUCGUAUGUAUUGAUAUGAAAGAAUGCUAUUCAGCAAGUAUGCGAGGCCAAGGAGAAUGUGCACCAUGGUUUAAUCGAUUUGGGCACCCAACACAUCAUCUUGUCCGAGUAGCAGUAAAUGGAAAGUUACCAAAAGAUGAUACCACCGGAUUUGCACAGAUAAAAUCUUUCAAAUUUGCUUCUAAUAUACAUCCAGUAAUCUCAGUCUGGUAUGGAAAACAUUUUGCAUGUCGAAGCGGAGAUGGAUGUGUAAAAAGUAAAGGAUGGACACCUAUUGUAUUUCUACGAUAUCUUCUUGAGACCGGUAUUCUAGAAAGUGUAACAAUUGGAGAAGCAAUUAUUUCUCUUACCAAACAAACAAAAGUAUGGUUACCAAAAAAUCGAAAUAUUAGUUGUGCAAUUAUAGGUAAGUUUAUACAAGGUGGCAAGAUUGAUGAAAAACAACUUACUCAUCGACUUGUAACAGAUGAAGGUGAGCUCAAUUUCUUGGUCAAAGAUUGUACUGAUGCCGGAACUUUUGCCGGAAGAGAAAAAUGUCCACUUGGUUUUAUACUUACAUACUAUGAGGGUCAUCAACCUCAAUAUACUCAUUUACGGGCUUCAAUGUUAGCAUAUGCACAUAUUAAUUUGUUAGAGAUGCUUCGGAGAUUCGAUCCUAAUGAAGUAGUAAGAAUUGCUACAGAUUCUAUAUAUGUACGAAAAGAUGCUUUAUAUAAGAUCGAAAAUAUACCGGCAUUCUUCAAGCAAGUUGAGGUAAAGUCAGAUCCAAAUUUAUGUUCACACUAUCCUUCUUGUGCAAUGUGUAGUGAUCCAGAAGAAUUCUUUAUUUCAAAAUUGGAAUAUGCAAAAUGGAUUAAAGAGUUUCUAAAAACUAAAACGCCUCUAGCAAAAUAUAAUUGCAAAAGGCAUAAACCAUUUAUUUGCAGAUUUUGCUUUGGGAAAUGGUUUUAUAGCGGAGCUAGUGCCAAGACACAUAGAUCAGACUCCUAUGCUCUUUUACAUCAACCAGAAGAACAAGAAAUCCGAGAAAUUCAACCCGGUCAAUGGCGUGAUAAGAGCGAAAAAAUAUAUGAUAUUCCAGAUAGUAUUGCACCAACAAUUCAUGAUCCUAUUACAAGAUGUCGAAAUUCAUAUCUUAAUGGAGAAGGAGGAUCCGGUAAAACAACACGAGCAAUUAGAAUAUUUAAAAAUAUAAAUAUGAUUGUCUUUACUCAUACAAAUGCAUUAGCCAAAGAUUUUCGAGAAAAAUGUAAUGUGAAAGCCCAAAUCUGGCAUAGCUUCUUUCGAUGGAAUGGUGUAGAAGAGUGGACACCUGAACACAUGGGAGAGAAGAAAUUUCCACGAGUUGUUAUUUGGGAUAAGGUAUGUACGGUUCCUAAGCAUAUUCUUAAAAUGUUCAUUAAUUAUUUGUUAGAACAUAAAUGUCAGGUAAUUUGUUGUGGUGACGAUGCGCAACCUCCACCAUUCUUCAGAGAAAUGCCACAUAAUUGGUUAAGAGAGCAUGCCGAUUAUUAUGAAGAAGUCUUGACUGAUUAUCAGGCCAAAUGUCCUAAAUUACGUGAACUCAAAAAAGAAAUGUGUCGUAAAAAUAAUUGGGUGCAAUCAGAAUUAUUUUGUGGAGCAAUUCCAGUUAUAGAAAAAUGGAAAUAUCUUGAAAAGAAAUGGUCUCCCUCAGAUCAAAUUUUAUCAGCACUUCGACUUUCUCGAAGACUUGCAUCACAAAUAUGUCUCAAGCUUCAUUGUACAAAAUAUUCCGAAAUUCCAAUUCUAUUAAUUUAUAGGCCAAAAGAUGGGCGCAAACAAAACUGCCUUGUUCCAAUCCCUGGCUCAUCUGAGAAAAGAGAGCUAGUAAAAAAUGAUAUAAUACACUUACCCUUAAAUACACUUUCUGAUAAAUUCUUACAAGGCAUGUUAGGAAAAGAAAAGGCUAUAGAUUGGGAACUUGGAUAUGCAAUGACCAUUCAUACCAGUCAGGGAAUGACUCUCAAAGCUCCACAACGAGUUUGGGUUAUCGAUGAACAUUUGGCGUGGGAUAAUCUAAUUUAUCUUGCAGUUGGUCAUGUAGAAUAUUUGGGCCAACUUAUUCGAAUUGAAGGUCCCCCAUUACCUCCUGAGAUUAAAGAUGCAAAAAAUAAGAAAGCAAUUGAGCGAUCCUUAAGACUAUUUAUUUCUGGAAAACUCGUAGGAUAUAUGGAUCAAGAUAAGAAAAAAGGUCGUGAAUUUAACUUAUCUGUUGAUUAUAUCCUUGUAUUAAAAGAUUCGCAGAAAAAUAAAUGUAAAUUAUGUCUCAAUGAAUUGUUAUGGGAUUGGGACGAAGCUGGAAAUCCAGACCAAUGGACAGUAGAUAGAAUUAAUAAUGAAUUGGGACAUAUUAAAGGAAAUGUACAGCUUACUUGUUUAGAAUGCAAUCGGAAUCAUCGAGUCUAG
Molecule: messenger RNA, 3104 nt
Organism: Racocetra fulgida
Lineage: Eukaryota; Fungi; Glomeromycota; Glomeromycetes; Diversisporales; Gigasporaceae
Source: the annotation of a GenBank genome assembly